CUUUCUCUUUUUUUAUCUUUACUCUAAUCAUCAUGCCUUCAGAAACUUUGCCAUUAGCUGAUAUACAAGUGAUCGGUACUACUCGCAUCUUUCCAGAGUCCAAUGUGACAUCUAAUGUCCCCCGUAUCGUACCUUUGUCCAUCAUAGACGCUACUGUUGCCGAAUUUGCGCCUACCGCUGGCACUUGGAUAUACGACCAACCAAAAGAAGAACUAGGCAAACGAGCGCUUUAUGUCGAUCAAUUGACACUGUCUUUGCGGAAGACGUUAGAAGCGUACCCACAAUGGGCCGGACAAUUGAAAUGGGCAGCUUAUCAUCCGGAUGGAGACCACACUGAACGCUUUGGUCGUCUGGUAUUGUCGUAUGGUGCCUUGACUGAUCCCGGCGUAGCGCUCGUGAUUGCCCAAACUUCUCAACCUCUAGCAUCCAUAGUGCCAAGCGCACAAGACCGGAAAGAAAACAACGGCUUUUAUGAUAUCAAGGGCCUCUCCAAAAUAAGCUUCAUGACCAGUGAAGUACCAUUGGCCCUCAAACAAGAUCACAACAACCCACCUUGCUUGAUUGUACAGAUCACUUCUUUUGCAUGCGGAGGUGUAUCCAUAUCAGUCAAAAUGGCUCACGCUAUAGCUGACGCUCAAACCAUGGUCAACUUCAUCCAUGACUGGGCCAACGUUAAUCUCGCUAUGGUGAGCGGUACUGCGGCACCUCGUUUAACUCCAGUAUUCAACCCCAGCCUGUUAGACAAUGCGGCUGCCGGCAAUAAAGAUGACAAAAAACCAGAUCAGAAUAUAAUUGACAUUGCUGCUGGCCUACCCCUCCAUCGUUACGACUGGUGGGCAUCGGCUGACCAUUGUCCUCCAGCUUUGGCGGGAUCAACCAAAAUUCCUCAGGCACUCGAACAUACUCCUGUCGAACCGUUUGGUACUCCGCUUCCAUGGGACAAUUGGGAUUUAUCGUCACCUGUGUCAGACUAUUUAAUUCACUUUACUGGUCAAGAAAUACAUAGUAUGUGGGAAGAAGGCUCAGCACAGGUCUCGCCAACCAAGAUAAGUCAUCUGGACGCCCUCUUGUCUCAUCUUUGGGCCGCCAUCAACCGUGCAAAAGGGCUGGAGGAUGACCCGGAGGAUGUGAGCCUGGAUGUUACGUUUGACUUUAGAACUCGCGUCGAACCCCCCUUGUCCAGUAGAUUCACUGGUUCACCCAUCACUUUGGCAGGCGUAAGCAUGUCUGGUGCGGAAUCUUGCUCCAUGCCGCUCGGGCAAAGAGCAGCGAGGAUUCGAUCCACUUUGAAUCAACUUAACACAACCACCGUACCGGCACUUCUACACUACUACAUUCAUCAAGUAUGUCCACAGCGCAUUUGGAACACUUUCCUCGGCCUCCGAAAUAUCCUAACGACUUCGUGGCUGCGGUUAAAUGUGUACGGAAUUGAUUUUGGUGCUGGUGCAUCGCCUCGGUAUGUCCAACCGCUGAUGCCGAGUAUAGACGGAUGUUUGCACAUCAUGGAAGCACAGGGCUCGAAUUUCAAAGAUUCAUCCCAUACCACCGGCCACUGGUAUGAAAAUGGAGUGGGUGUUAGAUUGCAUUUGGAAUCCAAUGCAAUGGAAAAGUUGUUGAAGGAUCCACUGCUGAGAGCGCAUAAAAAAGAGUAAUUAAUUGCAGCAUGCGGCAUCCUUAUGCAAAGGGUCCGUUGCUAGAAUAGCAAUAGAGUGUGUAAAAAGUAUGAUUUUGUAACUUAUUCAUUAGACUAAUUCAUGCUUGCCGGUUCAGUAUGGUAUGCUUUU
Molecule: messenger RNA, 1784 nt
Organism: Umbelopsis ramanniana AG
Lineage: Eukaryota; Fungi; Mucoromycota; Umbelopsidomycetes; Umbelopsidales; Umbelopsidaceae
Exons: 1
Coding region: 33-1652 (539 amino acids)
Source: RefSeq, a predicted model, not a curated record